This is a messenger RNA of Megalops cyprinoides (Indo-Pacific tarpon), 1308 nucleotides long. Its product is annotated as kelch repeat and BTB domain-containing protein 11. The record is from RefSeq and is a predicted model, not a curated record. NCBI's taxonomy places the organism in Eukaryota, Metazoa, Chordata, Actinopteri, Elopiformes, Megalopidae. Bases 1 to 1308 code for a protein of 435 amino acids. Gene Ontology annotation, molecular function: protein binding. The transcript has 3 exons.
AUGAGGGAGACCACGGAGAGCCUCAUCCACCUGGAGCACGUCCCCUCAGGCGUCUUCCGCAACCUGCUGGAGUUCACCUUCCUGGGGCGCUUCGGCGUGCCCGAGGGCGAGCUGGGCACGCACAUCGAGGUGGGCGGCUACCUCCUGGCGCGGGCCUUCGUCUCCGAGUGCCUGGCCGCGCUAGCCGGAACGCUGAGCCCGGAGAACUGCGAGGCCUACCUGGCCCUCGCCCGGGAGAUCUGCUGCACAGAGAUGCAGGAGACGGUGUACCGCUACCUGAGCGGGCACCUGUUCGAGCUGCCCCACCUGAGCCGGGGCCUGGACGCCGGGGAGAGGGAGGAGCUCCUCCGCCUCCGGUCGGCCGGCUCCUCUCGGCUGUGCGUCCUGAGGAAGGAGAACCUGACCUCCUGGGGCCACCCGGAGACGGAGCCCGCCCGCCACCUCUACAGCCUGGUGGGGUCGGAGGAUGACGGGGAGUGGUGCAGGGUGACCGAGAUGCCCUUCGCGGCCGACAAGUGGUGCUUCACCACCGCCGUUCUGUACAACUACCUCUAUCUCAUCGGGGGCUACAGGCACAGGGCGCGGAGGGGGUACGAAUUCAAGAUGGCCUCCUUCCGAUUCAACCCCUACACCCACACCUGGGUGUCCACAGCUCCUCUCAUUAAGCAUCGUCGGCACUUCAGCGUGGCCGUCUGCGAGGGCUCCAUCUUCGCCGUGGGCGGCUGGUACCUGGACUCCCUGGUGGCCCCGGACUCCAGCACGGCCCUCUACACGGCCGUGGAGCGCUACGACCCCUGGGCCGACACCUGGGCCUUCGUCUCUUCCCUGCCCCUCACCGACUUCCUCUUCACCAUGUCCCUCUCGCACGACAUCCCGCUCACCGCCACCCUCGGCCACUGCAUCUACGUCAUCGGCACCAUCCAGAGGACCGGGGAGAAGCUUGUGCUGCAGUAUGAUGUCAGACAAGAUUCCUGGUCAGAGCUGCUCCCUACCCUGACCAGAGCCAAUGCUGAAAUCCCCAGCCUGUACUUCUUGGGAGCGAUGGACCGGCUGUACGUGAUUGGUGGGACCAACUUUGAGAAUGUGGUGACGUCGUUCUGCGUGGAAUCUCAGCGGUGGGGCACGCUGCGUGCCAUGGAGAAGAUGGCGCUCGCGGGCCAGGGAACGGUUCUCAACAGCGAGGUCUACAUGCCAGCCAUAGAGCACAACUCUAUUGCCAGAAUCAACCUCCAAUCACUCUCUGUCCACCACCUCCCUCCUCUCCCAAUCUCCACCAGCUAUGAGGCCCUCUUCCAUCUAUACUUCUAG